Messenger RNA from Tetrahymena thermophila SB210, 2148 nucleotides. Its product is annotated as AMP-binding enzyme family protein. The record is from RefSeq and is a predicted model, not a curated record. Lineage: Eukaryota; Ciliophora; Oligohymenophorea; Hymenostomatida; Tetrahymenidae. The transcript is spliced from 3 exons.
AUGAUUUUUAAAAAAAUUGAUAUAUUUUCAGAAACAUUUCUAUUCAACAUAGAUAAAGAUUAAAGAAAGUAAAAGACCAUAUUAGGAGCAUUUUUUUCAAUUAUAACUAUUAUAACUUGCAUAUCUUACUUAGUUUUCUUAAUACAUGAGUAUAUAAAUAAUCAAAUUGAUCCUAAUUAUAACUCUUAAGUUUUGAUAUCACCCACACCUGUUAGCUUAACUUUAACUGAAGAUUUGUUUGCAUUUAAGUAUUAAUACUAGAGCAUGAGUAUUGAGGAGUAUUAAGUUUAAUAAAAUAAAACAUAUUUGGUUAUUAUGGUUUAUUUUUAAUCUGUGAAUGGAACCUAAAAUUAAGCUUUCCCACUUAAUUAUUAUUAAUGUUAAAAUGUUAAUCUUAUAGGAUACAACUGCAUUGACUUUACUAGUCUAUAAGAUAAAUUUACAUUAACUAUGGAUAAUAUUAAUAAUAUUUACACUUAAAUUUAUAUAGGAGUAUAUGGUUGUAAUGACAUAGAUUCAUUAAAAACUACUAUCCCUGAUAACUGUGCAAACUAAGAUGAUAUUGAAAAUUUGGUUAAUACUGGUAAUUCUUAUUUGGCGAUAAAAUAUUUUACUUAAUAGUACUAAAUAUAGCAAAAAAAUAAAUAAACUUACUACAAUUCAGUUUUAUUAUAUGCAUUAGGAAAUUAGGUAAUAUCUAAUCAAAUUUCAAUUUAGAAAUAAAUGACUAAUUUAAAAGAAGGAUUAAUAUUUCAAACUAGUUCUACUUUUUCUUCUCCUAUGUCAUUCUCCCAGUAAACUUUAACAAUUGAUAGAGAGUAUUCUAUAUAAAAGUUAUAAAUGAGUGGGUAUUUGCAAAUUGGAUUAUUAGCAGAUAUUGAAGUAAAAUAUAUUAGUAUCUAAUAUCCUUCAAUAACUUCAAUUUUAGCUGAAGUUAAUAGCUUGUAUUCAUUAUUUAUGAUUAUUGGUUUACUUUUUAGGAAAAGAGCAUAGAAAAUAUUAAAUAAGAAAUUAUUUUUAUUGUUUUUAUAGAACUAGUAUUAGGACACAUAUGAGAAAAUCCUGCAAUAUAACAAGUUAUUUUAAUAAAAUUAAGGAAUAUAUUUUUAAAAAGAAGCAAAUGAUGAGCCUGGUGAUGAAAAAGAAGAUUUUAAAAAUUCAUAAAACUACAAAAUCCCAAUAUUUUAGACAAACUUAAAUGGCUUUUAAUUUUUUAAAGGCUCUAAUUAAAUUAAAUUUGAAGAGCAUUUUAAAUUAGAAAAUAAAGAUUAAUUAUUUUAAGCUCAGCAAGAACAAAAUGAUUUUUAGUAACAAUAGAUAUCAACGGAAUCGAGUUAAAUAAAAAAAAAAUAACUAAAUCAAUCUAUUAUAACAAAAUCAAAACAAGAUUUUUUUAAAGAUUCCCCACUACAAAUGCCAAAGAUAAAACAAAAUUUAUAAUCAAUAAACUAAUUAAAUUAGCCUUAGCCUUCCUAAGAUUAAAAAUAUCAAGGCUAAUCUAUUACAAACUCGAAAUUAAACUAUAUAAAAGAAUCCCCACUUUAAAUUUAAAAGAGAAAAAAAAGUUAAUUUACCAUAGGAUACUUAAAUUAGCCUUAGUCUUAGGGUUUGUAAUAAAAUAAAUAACCAAAUUAAGAUACCCAAAUAUAAAAUAAUUAAUUAAGUUAAUAUUACUUUGAUAAGCUAAAAGCAUUGUAAAAUCUAAAAUUGUUAAGAAAAGUUAAAAAAUUACUAUUCAAAAAGGGAAAUAAAAAUAAGUAAGAUGAUCUUAAUUAUCAAACUAGAAAAAAUCUCGAAGACAAAUUUAAUUCUGAAAUUGAUAUCUUUAAUUUAUAUAAAGAUAUCAUAUUUUUAAAAAAAGCUAUUAUGAUUUUGUUAAGCAAAGAUUAACUUGCAGCUUUAUAAUUGGUUGGGUGCUAAAUAGAUUCUUAUUAUUAAUAGCAGCAAGAAGUAAAAUAAGAAUAAAGGAUUUAAAAUAGAAUUAGAAAGAAAAACUAUUACGAGAAGUAACUCUCUAUUUUAUAAUCUUAAGAAUUGUAAUGCAAACAUAUAAAAAGUUAUUUAGAAAAAUGCAAUAAUAGCAUAAAUUUAAGUGAAGUAGAUUAAAGAAUAAUUUCUUCAAUUAUUAGAAAUUAAAAUUAAAGCUGA